Messenger RNA from Helianthus annuus (common sunflower), 3746 nucleotides. RefSeq names its product probable RNA-dependent RNA polymerase 1. Gene Ontology annotation, molecular function: RNA-directed RNA polymerase activity; RNA binding. Lineage: Eukaryota; Viridiplantae; Streptophyta; Magnoliopsida; Asterales; Asteraceae. Gene Ontology annotation, biological process: siRNA processing. The transcript has 5 exons. The record is from RefSeq and is a predicted model, not a curated record. Gene Ontology annotation, cellular component: nuclear RNA-directed RNA polymerase complex. The coding region runs from base 207 to 3548 and encodes 1113 amino acids.
AAAAGUUAGGCAAUUGUAUAUUCACGUGAUUGUCCUUGGUAACGCAUUAUUGAGGUAUCUGAUUUCCGCAAAGUAUUUGGAAUAUUGUGACGACUUGACUUAGCAUUGACGAUAAAGUUCUCAUAAACCUCCCUCCGUAAAUAAAGCACAAGCUGUUGAUCGUCAUCGCAUUCAUCUCCAGUAUCUGCUGAAAACAUCUCGGUUAGAUGGGUAGGACGGUUGAUAUUUCUGGGUUCCCCACUUUAGAAUCUGCGGAUGUAGUUAAGACAACUUUGGAACGAUACACUGGCAUAGGGAGUAUUGAAGCUUUGGAGGUUAAACAAAAAAACGCAGGGGCAAGAGCGUAUGCCAGAGUCCAAUUCACAACCAAAGCUAAAGCCGAAAGAAUAUUAAAGCUGGCUAACAGUAGGCAGUUGUGGUAUGGUAGAUCGUAUUUGAAGGCUUGGGAAAAGGACAUGGAUCUUGUCCAGAAGCCUAGGCAAUUCGCAUACGAAAUGGAAGGUGUAACUCUUCACUUUGGUUGCCAGGUGUCAAAAGAGAAGUUACCGGUGCUCUGUAAAAUGGAAAGGGCGUCAGUCAAAUUUGGAUUUGGACUAAGAAAGAUUUAUUUCGGCGUUCCGUGGCUCGAUACGAGUUACAAGCUGCAACUCUCGUAUGAGAAUAUCUGGCAAGUUCAGCUACACUGCCCACGUGGCGCUCCUGCAAGCUAUCUUGUUAUUCAGCUAUAUGGUGCGCCUCGACUUUAUCAGAAAGUCGAAGACAACCCACAUAACUUUUAUAAGGAACUUCCUGAUGAUCAGUGGGUUAGGUCAACCGACUUCACUCCAUCUUAUGCCAUUGGGCAGUCUUCUCAUCUCUGCAUAGAAAUUCCACAUGAUGUUGAACCACCAGAUCUUGAUCGCUAUUUUCCAUAUUUUGAAGAAAGUUACCACCCGUUCAACUUGGUGCCUGGUCGUAGCUUUUCUCAAAGUUCGGAUCUCGUCCCAAUUGUGGGUCCCCUUCCAUGGUGUUAUCUACCGUUUAAAGUAGUUUUUAAGAUUUGCGCAUUGGUUCAACAUGGUUGCAUUCCGGGACCCGUCCUUGAUGCUAAUUUCUAUGCAUUGUUGGAUCCUCAAAGACGUGACAUUGAAGCAAUUGAAUAUGUUAUGGAGAAACUGUAUUUUUCGAAAGAUUGUUGUUAUGAUCCGGUUAGGCUGAUAACCGAAGAAUAUCUAAAAAACAAAAAGUUAAAGUCGCCCGCUAUUUCGUUGGACACUGGUCUUGUAUACGUGAGGAGAGUUCAAAUUACUCCUUCGAAAGUGUACUUUUGUGGGCCAGAAGUCAACGUGUCCAAUCGGGUUCUACGUCACUAUGCUGAAUAUAUCGAUAACUUUCUUCGUGUUUCGUUUCUUGACGAAGAACUAGAGAAACUUUAUUCUACAGAUUUAGCUCCAAAAGUAGGUCGAAAUGGGGAAAGCAGAACCGCAAUUUAUAGGAGAAUUUUGUCAAUUCUUAGAAAUGGAAUAUCAAUUGGCGGUAAGAAGUUUGAAUUUCUUGCUUUCUCAUCGAGUCAGUUACGGGAUAAUUCCGCAUGGAUGUUUGCAUCAACCGGAAGACUAAACGCUGCUGCUAUAAGAAAUUGGAUGGGUGAUUUUAGUAGCAUCAAAAAUGUUGCAAAAUACGCUGCUAGACUCGGUCAAUCUUUCGGUUCAUCAAAAGAAAGCUUAAGUGUUGCACAACAUGAAGUUGAAGAAAUUCCUGAUGUAGAAAUUGUAAGAUCUGGUACUAGAUACGUGUUUUCAGACGGAAUUGGGAAAAUAUCUGCUGAAUUUGCUAAAAGAGUUUCUAGUAAAUGCGGGUAUGAUAUCAUUCCGUCUGCUUUUCAAGUCCGGUACGGUGGGUACAAAGGUGUCGUGGCUGUGGACCCCACCUCAUACAUGAAGUUAUCUUUGCGUAAAAGCAUGUGUAAAUUUGAAUCUACCAACACAAAGUUGGAUAUUCUCGCAGUUAGCAAAUAUCAGCCGUGUUAUAUGAACCGCCAGCUCAUCACCCUACUUUCUACCCUCGGAAUUCCCGAUCACAUCUUUGAAAAGAAGCAAAGAGAAGCAGUAUGCUUACUCGAUGCUAUUUUAGUGGAGCCAAUAAAGGCAGAAGAGGCGUUAGAUUUAAUGUCACCGGGAGAAAACACGAACGUAAUGAAGGGUAUGCUUUCGUGUGGAUAUAAGCCGAACGCUGAACCGUUUUUAUCAAUGAUGCUGCAAGUGUUUCGUGCAACAAAGUUGCUGGAAUUGAGAACCAAAACGAGGGUUUUUGUUCCGAACGGAAGAUCGAUGAUGGGAUGCUUGGAUGAAACCCGAACGCUUGAAUACGGUGAAGUUUUUGUUCAUUAUUCUAGUGCUGGAAGAAGGCCAUUGGGUGAUGAGUAUAGUGGAAUCGGCUCGUGUAAGUCCCGAAUUGUUAGGGGGAAUGUUGUGGUUGCUAAAAACCCGUGUUUGCAUCCCGGUGAUGUACGGGUUUUGAAGGCUGUUAAUGUUCCAGCGUUACACCAUAUGGUGGAUUGUGUUGUUUUUCCACAGAAAGGAAAAAGGCCUCAUCCAAAUGAAUGUUCCGGAAGCGAUUUGGAUGGGGAUAUAUACUUUGUCUGUUGGGACCCUGAUCUGAUUCCACGUAAGCAAUUCGAACCGAUGGAUUAUACCCCAGCACCAACUACGCAGCUCGAUCAUGAUGUUACUAUUGAGGAAGUCGAGGAGUAUUUCACAAACUACAUAGUCAAUGACAGUUUAGGUAUAAUCGCAAAUGCCCACACAGUCUUCGCAGAUCGGGAACCCACAAAAGCAAUGGCCGAACCUUGUGUAGAGCUUGCAAAGCUCUUCUCAAUUGCUGUCGACUUUCCAAAAACCGGUGUUCCAGCGGAAAUACCAGCAAAUCUCCGUCCCAAAGAGUAUCCAGAUUUCAUGGAGAAACCAGACAAAACAACAUACGAAUCACAAAACGUGAUUGGGAAACUGUUUCGAGAAGUAAAACAUAUCGCCCCACAAAACAGCCCUGUCACUCCCUUCACAAAAGACGUCGCUAGACAGACUUAUGAUGUUGACAUGGAAGUCCCCGGAUUCGAGGAUUACACUGAUGAAGCGUUUGAUUUUAAGACCGAUUACGAUAACAAAUUGGGUAAUCUGAUGGAUUACUACGGGAUCAAGACUGAAGCCGAACUUUUAACUGGUAGUAUUAUGAAAAUGUCGAGAUCUUUUGACCGAAGGAAUGAUGCUGAAGCGGUUGGUUUAGCUGUGAAGUCGUUAAGGAAGGAAGCUAGAAACUUGUUCAAAAAUGGCGGAGGAGAUAGGGAUACCGAAGAUGAUAAUGUUUAUGCAAAAGCAUCUGCAUGGUAUCAUGUCACGUAUCAUCCAAAUUACUGGGGUCGUUACGAUACAACACGUGACCAUUUUCUGAGUUUCCCGUGGUGCGUUCAUGACAAACUUAUUGAAAUAAAGAAACGAAAAGCGAGCAUUAGAAGACAUGUCGGUUAUGAUUCGCUAACACAGCAGUUUGGCACUGCAUUUAGUCUGGUAUGAGUAUGAUCCCCUUUUAUGUAACCACUAGGUACUUUUCGACUCGGUUUGAUUUGUGUACAUAUUCGCACGUUUGAUUUGGUUUGGUUUGGUUUGUUAUCGGAUUGUGUUUGCUUUAUUGUAUAUAUUGUCAUUGUUGAUUGGUAUUUGAAUCUAGUGUAAUUUUGGACUGAGUUUAAUGUACUGUAAAUAUUGCAACUC